AUGAACAAGCCAAGUUCUCGGUCGACAGCGUCUCUUCAGCCGGAACCGGUGGAUAUUGUCCGGAGUAUGGCUUGCUACCGCCGGGUGAAGCUGAACGUCGGGGGUCUUCCGCAUGAGGUCUUAUGGAGAACCCUUGACCGGUUGCCGCGAACGCGGCUUGGCAAACUGCGGGACUGCAAAACACACGACUCGCUCAUGGAAGUAUGCGACGACUACAACCUGGACGACAACGAAUACUUCUUCGAUCGGCACCCUGGUGCUUUCACGUCCAUCCUCAAUUUCUAUCGUACCGGUAAACUGCAUAUGAUGGAGGAGAUGUGUGCGCUGUCCUUCAGUCAGGAGUUAGACUACUGGGGCGUCGACGAGAUUUACUUGGAGUCCUGCUGCCAAGCGCGCUACCACCAGAAGAAAGAACAGAUGAACGAGGAGCUGAAGCGCGAGGCCGACACGCUAAAAGACCGCGAGGGCGAAGAGUUUGACAACACGUGCUGCGCCGAAAAGCGCAAGAAACUUUGGGAUCUUCUUGAAAAGCCAGGAUCUUCUGUAGCAGCUAAGAUCUUGGCCAUCAUCUCCAUCCUCUUCAUUGUGCUUUCCACCAUCGCCCUGUCACUCAACACCCUCCCCGAGCUGCAGGAAAUGGACGAGUUUGGCCAGGCCACCGACAACCCUCAGCUGGCCCACAUAGAAGCCGUGUGCAUUGCCUGGUUCACCAUGGAGUACCUCCUCCGCUUCCUCUCCUCGCCUGCCAAGUGGAAGUUCUUCAAGGGCCCGCUGAAUGUGAUCGACCUGCUGGCCAUCCUGCCCUACUACGUCACCAUCUUCCUGACCGAGUCCAACAAGAGCGUGCUGCAGUUCCAGAACGUGCGGCGGGUGGUGCAGAUCUUCCGCAUCAUGCGCAUCCUGCGGAUCCUCAAACUGGCGCGCCACUCCACGGGCCUGCAGUCGCUGGGCUUCACCCUGCGGCGGAGCUACAACGAGCUGGGCCUGCUCAUCCUCUUCCUCGCCAUGGGCAUCAUGAUCUUCUCCAGCCUGGUGUUCUUUGCGGAGAAAGACGAGGAUGACACCAAGUUCAAAAGCAUUCCGGCAUCGUUCUGGUGGGCCACCAUCACUAUGACAACAGUGGGAUAUGGGGACAUCUACCCAAAGACUCUGCUGGGGAAGAUUGUUGGUGGGCUCUGUUGCAUCGCAGGGGUUUUGGUGAUUGCACUUCCCAUUCCUAUAAUCGUCAACAACUUUUCUGAGUUCUACAAGGAACAGAAGCGUCAGGAGAAGGCCAUCAAGCGGCGGGAGGCCCUUGAGAGAGCCAAGAGGAACGGCAGCAUCGUGUCAAUGAACGUGCGGGAGGCCUUAUCACGAGGUGCCGACCUACUGGAUGUGGUAGUGAUGGAGAGGGGAAGUGGAGGAGACAAGCCCCACGACAACAACCUCUCACCCAGCCGCUGGAAGUGGUCCUCCAAGCAGCCUACCUUAGACACUGGGUCCAACCACUCCUACAAUAUGGAUCAGGGUUCCCCCAGCAAGGCCCAAGCUACCAGCCCCCAGCACCUCAGUGCCCAGAAUCUGGAGGAGAUCUACAACCAGAUGGCCAAGACCCAGUCGCAGCCCAACCUCAAAAGCAAUGACUGCAACACAAACGCCACUCGAGCUACUGGCCGGAGAAACGAGAUGGAACUGGGGGCUCUACCAGGCCCAGAGACACAUAACGCUAUGGGAGGGCGAGACGGGGUGUCCGACAUGAAGAGUCUGUCUAGCAUUGACAGUUAUAUCAGUUGUGCCACUGACUUCCAGGAGAACCCCAGAGGCUUCCCUUACAGCCCGGCAGCUGGUCUGGUGCUGCAGGAGAGCCACCGAUUCUCCCACAGCCCGGCCAGCAAAAACCUGCCGUACCUGCAAGCCCACCUGGAGCACCAGGAGGCCCUGCUGACUCCACCAUGUUCUGCUGUCAAGCCUCCUGGCCCUCCUGACGGCACCAGACAUCAUGGGCCCCUUGGAAAUCCACUCAAAGCGGGCCAUCCCCACAGGGUCAGGUACCAUGUAGGUGGAGGAGGAGGAGGAGGAGGAGGAGGAGGAGGAGGGGAGUCCAGUCCUGCCAGUGGGGGAGGUCCUCAGUCAGACAGCUCUGUCCUGUCAGACCGUUCGCUCUUGAGUCCCGAGACGUCGGUCUACACGACAGCCAGUAGUCGCACGCCACCUCCGGAAGGCUCCACUGCCCCGGGCAUCUUCACCUUCCACGACGCCUCCAUCAACCGGUACAUCGAUGCCGACACUGACGAUGAGGAGCACAGGCCCUCCGACCGCCUUUUGGGUGGGGCCAGCGCCAAAUCCUGCCACCAGACGGGGUACUCCACCGAGAGCACCAACCACCUGGAGGCGGCCCAGAGGCUGCUCGGACAGAACUGCUUGCUGCUCCCAGACGGUGGUCGUCAAGGCAACAGUCAGGAGAAUCACCUGGGCUCUGACCAGCUACGGAGGCCCAGAGGUGACAGAUCGGGACGUUCUCAGACCUACAAUGCUAACCACUGAGCCUGUGAGGGGCAUCAGAACACAGAGAGGGGGAGGGACGAGGCCACAGCAAAGAGACGUAUCGCCAGCAAGAGAAGGACGUGUUUGAGACAGGCUUUGCCGUUUACAAAUCUCUCUUCUUUUGGGACCUGGCAAAAAAAAAAAAAUGGCUGGGGCCGGAAGAAGUAGGGAUGCAAUGAGGUGUUGUGUCUCUCUACCAGUAGCCAGCUGGCUGCACCCAGCCCCCUAAUCUCACCCCAUCCUUGUCACAACCCCCCUUUAACUUACUGAGCCUCACCAACAAGACCUGCUCAGUGAUGCUGAGAAGCUGUGGGUGUAGCUCGAAAAGGAGUUGUUUUUUGGUGGAUGGAGUGAGGCUUGGACUGUGUUGGGGGGAGGGGAGGAGGCUGGGCGUGGAUGAAGGGGGAUCUGGCAUUCAAAGGAUGGUUGUGGAGGGGAAUAUGAAGAUGGAGGUGGAUCUGUGAGAGACUGGUGAAGCAAAACAGGCUGGGAUUGGUGGGACUUGCCACAGGGAGAAGAUGAGUGCUGCAGGGUUGGUGUUUACUGUCAGGGGAACAGAAUACAGGCAUGGUGACCGGAGGUGCGAGGGGACACUGAACCCCUUGGUUUUAUCCUCUAGCUAACCACUGUCCAGACCUCUCACACAAUCCCUAAUCAGGCUUUAUAUACACACACAAACACACACACACCUGACUAGCCAAUGAGCUGAUAUGUUUACUCUUGCCCCCAUUUCUAACAAAUUGUAGGCCUUACUUAAAUACUGUGUGUGUGUGUCUGUGUGUGUGUUUGUGUCUGCCUGUGAGAGAGAGAGUAUGUAUGUGUUUGUGCCUCUGAAAUGUAUGUAUGUGUAUAUGUGUGUAAAAGCGUUUACCCCUUAAGGACAUGUGCACACAGUCAUAAAUUAUUUUUAUAUGGAUUAUUUCUGUUCUCCACUCCUUGGGUCACUUGGUCUCAGAUAGCCAGGCGAGCCUUUCACUGUAUGGAAUGAUUCAUUAGAGGAGCCUCAGUCGUCAUCAGUAUCGCUAGGUAUUUAUUCAGAUGUUUUAAUUUGGCUAAGAUCUUUAUUUCCAACCUAAAGCAACCUAAACUAUUACAUUUGUCACCCAUCUCAAUAACUAGGUUCACUUGUGUAAAGUGAGUGUAGAAAGCAUGUUUGGUCGAGGUCCCUGGCCAGAGUCCUUGCAAGGUACCAGAGCACUAAUAAUGAAUCAGAGAUAGGAAGGCUGUGGGAUGCCGAAGCACACUGUGCACUGGGGUGUGUGACAUGGCAGGAAGGUAAGCACACCUAAAUAACCGAGGCUGACAGCAGAAGGAGGUGUGUAGCUCAUUAACCAUCUAGAUAAGCCCCUUCCGAACUUCCGUUAAGAAUGACAUGUUUUUUUUUUGGCGCAUUAAUGAGAAUUGUGGGUCUCACUUUUACUUCAUUAAUGGUUUCCAGGGGUGAUAGACAGUCUGUUUACUUUCACUGACAUUCUGCAUCUAACUGGCAGGAAACUUGCUUCAGAAGAGACCUUUCUGCUGUGCGUUGCUAGAACACACCUAUGCCAGCCAUUUAUGAACGGACAGGAGAGGAGGUGGGGAGAAGGCAGGGCUGUGUAGAGCAGUGAAGGGGAGACAAGAAAAGGGAAUGAAAUGAAAGACGGGAAGCAAGAUGAAAGGAUAGCAGAGGAAAAAAGCAGGAAAUAAAGGAGAGUAGCUGACAAAGGAAGAAUUUUUUUGAAGGUAUUUUGUAGCACAGAGAAUGCAGGCAUUAAGUCGUAUGCCGUCUUGUAUCUUUGCUUUUAAAUCAGAGGUUUAUUUUGGCAGUAGUAUUUAUGGAGACGAAAUAUUAUUUUGAUAAUCGAUCAUUCUGUAUAACACCGUCUUGACAUGGAAAGCCAAAGCACUCUCAUAGUGUGUGUAUGUGUGUGUUUGUAUGUGUGUGUGCGUGUACGCAGGGACCGACUUAAUACACAUAUAGAAAGCAGUGUCUUCAAGAUAACUACAGCUAGUUGCCAUGGUGAUGGCUAGCCCAUCCGGUGCAGGAUGCUAUCAGGACUGUACAGCAUUCAGCUAUUGGAGUCUUGAUCAUAUCAGAUACAUGCACACAUAGAAUAUAUGCUUCAAAUGCCAGUUAAAGCAUAUUUGUGUGUGUGGGUAGGUGUGUUUGAGUGUAUUAGAGAGAUAGAGAGAGAGAGAGAGAGAGUGUGUGUGUGAGUAUGUGUAUUUGUUUGUGUUUUGGUACAAAACCUCUAUGGUGUAAUGUGUAUAUGUUCCCACCGCCGUCUAAAUGAAUUGAGAGCAAUGAGCCAAGGUGCCGGGAGAAUACCAAUGAGAGAGAGAGAGAUAAAGGGAGGGAGAAGGAGGUAGAGAAGGGGAGUGGGGAAUGAGAGAGAGUAAGGAUAAGUGAGAUAGAGAUAGAGAAGGGAAGUGGGGGAGGAAAGAGGAGUAAGGGAUGAGUGGGAAUAGAGGGAAGAUAUCACAGAGGGAAGUAUGUGUAGGGCAGAAAAGGUGAUACAAAUAAAAUAUGUUGGAUCUUUAAUGGUAGGAAAAUGGCUUCUUCACAAUGGCUUCUUCGCGUGUGAGCACCAGCGCCCUGGGAUCAGUUUGCAGCUGAAGCAGCCACAGGCCUGACUGCUUCAUUUAGUUUAGGCUGCCCAGAGAGUUUGGCUGCCAAAAAAACCCCACAUUCAACCACAUUCUCACAACACUCCAGAUGACAAUGAAUGAUUCGUGCUCACACACACAGAGCACUCCACAUGAGUGAGGUGUGAGGAUUUAAGGAUAUCUCUGCAACUAUUGGUACUUUUAGGUUCUAUUUUAGGUUAAUUUGUGGAGGGGAAAAAAUGCUUGAAUAUGCUUGCUUUAAAAACCAUUUGCAUUUGAUUUUUAUAACCCCCCCCCCCCCCCACACACACACACACACACACACACGCACACACACACACUUUUUUUUAAAUCCACACCACACUGAACACUGAGCUUCAGUCCUAUUUUUUUAGUGUCAAACAAACAAAGUUAAGUUAAGUUAGCAUAUGGACAAACUGAAAGGCAGUCUACACACAGUGUCCCUGAAUUUUCAGAAAAAGUAAACAAUCAGUAUUAAUGUCCUGAUUUUAAUACAUAUGAAUGACAUAUGAUUAUUUAAAUUAACAGACCCAACUCCCUACCACUGACAGUCAAAUCAGACUGAUUGUAUGUGACAGGGAAGGAACAUGCUGGGGGGAAAAUGGUAUAGUAUAUGUAUUUUGAAUUGUUGGAACAGUCGUAGAGUAAAAAUAUGUAUAUUACCAGUUAGAUUUUGCAAUUUAAACUAUUUAUUAGUGUUACAGACUGGGAUUUCAUAGAGGUGGCAAACUAAAAGUGACCCUAGUUGCAGAAAUAAUCUAAAAUGUCUAUUUUUGGUCCCAAAAAUGCGAAUAUGAAUUAGAAAGUAAUAGCUGCUCACAUUCGAUUAUCAAUUUCACAUAACAGCAUGCCAAAAGGCAAUUCAAUUAAUUAAACGUUAUUUGCCAACAGCUAAAUAUUAUUAUUCAAGCAAAUCCAGUUUGUAAGCAGAAAGAACAUUUCCACUUCACUGGCCAGGGCAUAACUGUUAAAGGUUACUGUCUGUAGCUUGUGCUUUACACUGUCUGAAUAAAUGAAUAUAGAACAACCCUUCUUCACUGUGCUCUAAAAGCCAUUCACCAGGUCCCGCUCUAUAAGCAGAGUGCUUAGGCCUGACCAGAGUUAACCCGAACACAGGCGAAAAACUUUAUUUUGUAUUUUAUUUCUUUUCAGUGUGUUUGUGUGACAACAGAGUAUAUGUGCAACUCUAUCAGGGAAGGAGGUUACAGCUGUCUACUGAAAGCUGUCCUCUUUAAUGUGUUCACUUGAGGUUUUUUUUGCUGAAUAAUGAUAGAUUUCAGAGAUCUGUCUUCUCUAACGGAAGUGUCUGGAUUUCCAUUUAGUAUGUCAUACCAGUGUCUGUAGGAUUGCAUCCCAAAUGUUUCUAAAUUGCACAGGGUGUUAUUUUGGAAGGUACUUAAAACAUACAGCAUGAGCACUGUUUUAUAAUGUUAUCAAAAAGGUUGCAUAAAUGACAAUCAACCAUUCUCCUUUGACUCCAAAAAUUGGUUACGAAUUUUGUCAGGUUUGAGUACAGAGUCACUCGUCUCUCUGCUCGCACCAUUCCGUCUUUCUAGGCAAAGGACCACACACACAAACACAGAUAUACACACACCCUUGACAGGACAACAUACAUAGACAAAAAAACAGGGGUCUGAGAGCUCCACAGCAAAUAUCCGUGGGAUUCACUGAGCCAAGUCUUUGGGGUGUUUUAACUGAUAAACUGUGAUGAUUUUCUUUGUACCACACAUGGUAGCUGAUUGUUGUUCAAAGCUAUAUAUUUUAGAUUUUUGUUUGCUCUCAUCACUCAAACUCCUGUGUUAGAAAUGAAGCGCCUUAACCAUGGGAUGGUGAUUAGCAGGAGGACAUUUAUGUAGGUAAGGUUUGUAUGCAUACAUGUUUAAACUGGAAAGCACAAUCAAGAGACUUCAUUUUCCUUUCUUAAAAUAUUGUACAAUAAAAACGAAGACAGACAAAGGUUAUAAA
Molecule: messenger RNA, 7095 nt
Organism: Clupea harengus (Atlantic herring)
Lineage: Eukaryota; Metazoa; Chordata; Actinopteri; Clupeiformes; Clupeidae
Gene: kcnb1
Product: potassium voltage-gated channel subfamily B member 1
Biological process (GO): action potential; protein homooligomerization; potassium ion transmembrane transport
Cellular component (GO): voltage-gated potassium channel complex; membrane
Molecular function (GO): protein binding; delayed rectifier potassium channel activity
Source: RefSeq, a predicted model, not a curated record